Salvelinus fontinalis (brook trout) is the source of this 4102-nucleotide messenger RNA. RefSeq names its product polypeptide N-acetylgalactosaminyltransferase 13-like. Bases 607 to 2277 code for a protein of 556 amino acids. The record is from RefSeq and is a predicted model, not a curated record. Lineage: Eukaryota; Metazoa; Chordata; Actinopteri; Salmoniformes; Salmonidae. Gene Ontology annotation, cellular component: Golgi apparatus. The transcript has 12 exons.
AUUACAUUUGCCAGUACUGCUUUCAUGUUAGAUUGUACCAGAACGUAUCGCUUGAUCGUCUGCGGUUACCCGGCUAUAUAUGAUUCUUUCGGAGAAUAGGUGGAUCCAAAGACAUCAUUUGCGCUGCAUAUCAAAUAGAAUGCAAGGGAACUCGUUUACAAUGUAUCGGUACGGGUCGGGUCGUGACCACUGCAGUGCAUUCUGAAGAGGGACAAGGAGUAACGUUAAUAGGUAUCACGCAAUAACGGUUGCCAACCAGCAACAUCAUAGGGACGUGAAAUUAUGCUCUUCAUUCAUAUAUAGGUUUCCUGUCUGCGGGACCUUUGGAUUGAUUCUUUGAUUUAAAUAGAAUAAUAUCGUAGGUCUACCAUUUCAAGCAAUCAAACAUUAUGUGAAUUAGGCUAUUAGUGUUGUUAACCCAAUGCAACAUGUUGUUGGCAGUAGAGACUUCAUCGUUGCAUUUAUUGAUUCACAGAAUACGUAUUUUCUCGGGAUGAUGUCCCUGUGUGAACCACGCUCAAUCUCCCCUCCGCUGGUUUGAGUUCCUGCUCUCUGUCAGGGGCCCGCCUGCUGAUUCCUCCCCGACACCACGUCACGUAGAGGGCGAUGCGGCGGUUUGUCUACUGUAAGGUGGUGCUGACCACUUCGCUGGUCUGGGUGCUGGUGGAUGUCUUCCUGUUGCUCUACUUCAGUGAAUGUAACAAAUGUGACGACAGGAAGGAUCGCUCAAUGCUCCCUGCUCUGAGAGCGGUCAUAUUGCGGACCCACGAGGGCCCAGGGGAGAUGGGGAAGGCGGUGGUUAUCGCAAAGGACGAGCAGGAGAAAAUGAAGGAGCUCUUUAAGAUUAACCAGUUCAAUCUGAUGGCCAGCGACAUGAUUGCGCUCAACAGGAGUCUGCCGGAUGUGAGACUGGACGGUUGCAAGACCAAGGUGUACACGGACGAUCUCCCCAACACCAGUAUAGUGAUUGUGUUCCACAACGAGGCGUGGAGCACCCUGCUCCGCACCGUCCACAGUGUCAUCAACCGGUCGCCACGCCACCUACUGCAGGAGAUCCUGCUGGUGGACGACGCCAGUGAGAGAGACUUCUUGGGAAAGAAGCUGGAGAACUAUGGUCGGACCCUGGAGGUUCCCGUGCGGGUCCUGCGGAUGGAGCAGCGGACGGGGCUGAUCCGGGCCAGGCUGAGGGGGGCUGCGGCCACACGGGGGCAGGUCAUCACCUUCCUGGAUGCCCACUGUGAGUGCACCAUGGGCUGGCUGGAGCCUCUGCUGGCCAGGAUCAAAGAGGACCGGAGAUCUGUGGUGUGUCCUAUAAUCGAUGUGAUCAGCGACGAGACGUUUGAAUACAUGGCAGGCUCAGACAUGACCUAUGGAGGAUUUAACUGGAAGCUGAAUUUCCGUUGGUAUCCCGUGCCUCAGAGAGAGAUGGACAGGCGCAAAGGGGACAGGACACUCCCUCUCAGAACCCCUACUAUGGCUGGAGGGUUAUUCUCUAUUGACCGGACAUAUUUUGAAGAAAUAGGCACAUACGAUCCAGGGAUGGACAUUUGGGGCGGAGAGAACUUGGAGAUGUCUUUCAGGAUCUGGCAGUGUGGCGGCUCUCUGGAGAUUGUCACUUGUUCCCAUGUGGGUCACGUGUUCCGAAAGGCCACCCCUUACAGCUUCCCUGGGGGCACGGGUCAAGUCAUCAACAAGAACAACAGGCGAUUGGCCGAGGUGUGGAUGGACGGCUUCAAAGACUUCUUCUAUAUCAUAUCACCAGGUGUGGCCCGGGUGGGCUAUGGAGAUGUGUCCUCUCGUAAGGCCCUGCGUGAAGCUCUGCAGUGCAAACCCUUCUCCUGGUACCUGGAGAACAUCUACCCCGACUCUCAGAUCCCCCGGCGAUACUACUCACUUGGUGAAAUCAGAAAUGUUGAAACGAACCAGUGUGUGGACAACAUGGGCAGAAAGGAAAACGAGAAAGUUGGCUUCUUCAACUGCCAUGGCAUGGGUGGGAAUCAGGUGUUUUCCUACACAGCUGAUAAGGAGAUCCGGACAGAUGACCUGUGUCUGGAUGUGUCUCGUCCCCAUGGACCUGUGGUCAUGCUGAAGUGUCAUCAAAUGAAGGGGAAUCAGGUGUUUGAGUAUGAUGCAGAGCGGCUGACCUUGCUGCAUGUCAACAGUAACCAAUGUCUGGACAUGCCUACUGAGGAGGACAAGAUGGUGCCCACCCUGAGAGACUGCACAGGCAGCCGCUCCCAGCAGUGGCUCCUCCGCAACAUGACACUGACGCUCUGAUCUGACCCAGGAGUAGGACCUCCACAUUCACUCACCACCACACCGGCCAGCCUCGCCCCCACCUAAACUGGCCACUACCUCACCUCGCUCCACCAGGUGUCUUUUGUCAUGCACGUGUUCCUGCCUCCUUCAGCACUCGCGGGUGGGGAAGAAGCAGGCAGGCAGCAGCCUGUAGUAUUUUACUAUGGGGCUUCGGAGGCUCUGCAAGGUCUUUAUCUGAGAUGCUGCUCCUCCCAUUCAGUCAAUAUUACACAAAGUGGUUGCCUAGAGGUUGACCGGCACACUCUCAGCCAGAGCUCUCUGUAUGGUUGAAUCAUCUGGGCGGGUCUGUAGUGACGGUGACUAACACUUUUACACAUGGAGGAAGCUGGAAUCAGUGAUACUGUAUAUGUCUGAUGGCUCUCAGGGUCGUCAUGUGUGAGGUCAGAGUUCAGACUUUAGUACAGCAGAAGCACCAAUAGCAGGAUAGCAUUUCCUAGACAGAGCGUUGUAGUAUGCGUCUGUGGGGCCUCAUAGACGAUCUACUCUGGCUCUGUACAUAAGUGUUUUGUUUAAAGUGCAACCCUGCAAGGUUGAUUAUUCUGUUCUAUGAUAUUGUACACCCCCAAUUCAUAUCUAUGUCGGAACCACCUGUAAAUCUGAGGAUGAAGGGUCUAAGGGUAAGGGUUGUUGUCAGGGCCGGGGACAGUCGUUUCAGGGAGCUAAAAAUGAAAAAAGGGCACCCACUGCCCCCCCCCCCCCCCGACCCCCUCUCACCCCAAAAAUAUGACUUUCCUAAUUCAGAUCUCGAAAUUCAUAACAUAUAUUUUUGAGCAUAGGCCUAUUUAUUUCAGCAACACACUCACUCAUCACAAAUUGUAAGCAAGCUAGUUAGCUACAGUGCCUCCUAAAGACAUGAUUGACAUCGGGAAAAGAGGGAUGUUGAUUGUUUUAAUCUGCUAGUUAGCUACCUCAAUAUUUUUUUUUACUGAUUGUGAUUUAUCUUCCAUGCUCUUAAAUAAUAACUUCAUAAUAUAAUAUUUAUAAUCUAACUCAUGAUAUACACUGAGUGUACAACAUAUUAGGAACACCUUACUAAUAUUGAGUUGCACCCCUUUUGCCUCAAUUCAUCAGGACAUGGACUCCACAUGGUGCCGAAAGCGUUCCACACGGAUGCUGGCCCGUUUUGACUCCAAUGCUUCCCACAGUUGUGUCAAGUUGGCUGGAUGUCCUUUGGGUGGUGGACCAUUCUUGAUACACUCAGGAAACUAUUGAGCGGGAAAAAAACAGCAGCGUUGCAGUUCUUGACACACUCAAACUGGUGCGCCUGGCACCUACUACCAUACCACGUUCAAAGGCACUUAAAUAUUUUGUCUUGCCCAUUCACCCUCUGAAUGGCACACAUACACAAUCCAUGUCUCAAUUGUCUCCAGGCUUAAAAAUCCUUCUUUAACUUGUCUCCUUCCCUUCAUCUACACUGAUGGUGGAUUUAACAAGUGACUUCGAUAAGGGAUCAUAGCUUUCACCUGGAUUCACCUGGUCAGUCUAUGUCAUGGAAAGAGCAGGUGUUCCUAAUAUUUUCUCCACUCAGUGUAUGGCUGGCUGGCUGGUGGUUUGUGUGGAUAUUUUAGUGUAUGGUGGUUAGCCAGAUUCUAUACUACCUGUGUUCAGUGCUUCAUUUGUAAAUCUGGAGGUGCCGGAGCAAAAAGUGAGUGCGAGAGAGAGGGGUGAAAAGUGGAGCUCUGAUGUACCAGAACUCAUGAGAAAAAAUCACCUCUAUAAUAAAGCAUUGCAUUACGGAAGUCAAGAGAGGACAUAUUAAUAACAAUAAAGAUUUCCCUCGUUA